AUGCCCCGAGGAAAGAAGAGUAAGGCACGUGCUCGUGAGAGACGUGACCAAAACAGAGUCCAGCACCAGAAGCUCAAAGGUGCUCAGGUCAGAGCAGCAAAAGAAGGAGUGUUACCCUCUUCCUCUGCACAUGCUUCUGCAGAUGCUUUUCCCAGCAUAUUUGCUGCUGGCUUCCCCCACACAUCUCAGUCACCUGUACCUCCUGCGGAUGCUGGUACAGGCCUUACCAUCAGAAGUUCUGGCAAAGGGAUCAAGGGCCAAGUCACUUCUAGGGUCAGAGCAGCUGGGACUCUCUCCUCUCGUGAGACCCCAAUGAAUGAUCUCUUAAAGAGCAAGACAGAAAUGCUGAUGCAUUACAUGCUCAGCAAGUACAAAAUUAAGCAGCCUAUGAGGAGGGGAGAAAUGGUGAGAGUUAUCAACUACAGGCUCAAGGAAAAAUUCCCUGAGAUCCUCAAAAGAGCCUGCCAUCAGUUGUAUUUUGCUUUUGGCCUUGAGCUGAAAGAAGUGGAGCCUACUGGAAAAUACUUCAAGCUUGUCAGCAAGCUACAUUUGGACGUUAAUGGGAGCAACAGCCUCCAGCUGUGUGUCCCCACCAUGGGGAUUCUGAUUCCUCUCCUGAGUGUCAUCUACAUAAAUGGCUACUGCGCCUCUGAGGGGAAAAUCUGGCACUACCUGAAUCAGAUAGGUGUCUACGAUAGAACCCCACACAUUAUCUUUGGGGAUGCCAGGAAGCUCAUCACCCAAGUGCUAGUUCAGGAAAAGUACCUGGAGUACCGCCAGGUCUCUGACAGUGAUCCUCCCCUCUAUGAGUUCUUGUGGGGUCAGAGAGCCUAUUCUGAAAACUGCAAGGAGGAAGUCCUGGACUUUCUGAUCAAGUACCACGAGGCUCUCAUCGAGGACGAUGAAUUCCCUUAUCCAGGUAUCUCCUGGGAGGAGGACAACAAAGUUCAAGCUGAGAAUGCAGCCAAGGAUGGCACAAGAUGCAAGGCCAAGGAACAGACUAAGGACAAGCCUUGGUGCCCUAAGCUCACGUGA
Messenger RNA from Jaculus jaculus (lesser Egyptian jerboa), 1035 nucleotides. Its product is annotated as melanoma-associated antigen B4-like. The transcript has a single exon. NCBI's taxonomy places the organism in Eukaryota, Metazoa, Chordata, Mammalia, Rodentia, Dipodidae. Gene Ontology annotation, cellular component: nucleus. Gene Ontology annotation, biological process: negative regulation of transcription by RNA polymerase II. The record is from RefSeq and is a predicted model, not a curated record. Bases 1 to 1035 code for a protein of 344 amino acids.